CUUUAUUUUGUUCUGAAUUCUUCUUCUCUGUUUCCUCCUUCCUUCCUUUCGUUUUCUUUUUCACAUGUGUUUGCUUUUCUACUUAGUUUCCUUUCUCCCUCGAAGUUCUUUCUCUGAAUAAGCUUCAACAAUGGCUGACAUUACCCACCCGCCAAUGGAACAGCUUCAGGACCUCGAGUACUGCAUAGAUUCCAAUCCUCCAUGGGUGGAAACUAUCCUAUUAGCAUUUCAAAAUUAUAUAUUGAUGCUUGGCACAAGUGUGAUGAUCCCUUCAAUGCUUGUUCCAGCUAUGGGAGGAAGUUCUGGUGACAAGGCGCAAGUAAUACAGACACUGCUUUUUGUAGCCGGUAUUAACACACUUCUCCAAGCACUCUUUGGAACGAGACUUCCUGCUGUAGUUGGAGGCUCGUUUGCAUAUGUAAUUCCAAUUGCUUAUAUUAUUAGUGACUCGUCCUUGCAGCGAAUUAAUGAUCCUCAUGAAAGAUUUUUACAAACCAUGCGCGCUAUACAAGGAGCUCUAAUUGUGGCCUCUAGUAUUCAGAUAGUCCUCGGUUACAGCCAAAUAUGGGGUCUUUUCUCAAGAUUUUUCAGUCCUCUUGGCAUGGCACCUGUUGUUGGAUUGGUUGGAUUAGGGUUCAUUCAACGAGGAUUUCCUGCGUUGGGGAACUGUGUAGAAAUUGGCAUACCAAUGCUGUUGUUGAUUGUUGGGUUGUCACAAUAUCUAAAGCAUGUGAGACUGUAUAGAGACAUUCCUAUCUUUGAGCGUUUUCCUGUUUUGAUUUGUGUCACAAUUGUUUGGAUAUACUCUGUCAUCUUGACUGCCAGUGGAGCUUAUAGGCACAAAGCCACCAUAACACAGAACAGUUGUCGCACAGACAGAGCUAAUUUGAUAUCUACUGCACCAUGGUACCCUGAAAAACUAAUUUUGUAUAAUCGAUUUUCAUUUGUUUUGGCGAGUUCUAAGUUUACUUAUUUUCGUAAAUCUAAUAGGUUCAUGUUACCAUAUCCUCUCCAAUGGGGUCCACCCACUUUUUCUGCUGGUCAUUCAUUUGCAAUGAUGUCUGCAGUUAUUGUAUCAAUGGUGGAGUCAACUGGUGCAUACAAGGCAGCAUCUCGUUUGGCAAUUGCUACUCCACCUCCUGCUUAUGUGUUGAGUCGAGGCAUUGGUUGGCAGGGGAUUGGUAUCUUGCUUGACGGUCUCUAUGGAACUGGAACAGGUUCCACUGUAUCUGUGGAAAAUGUGGGACUCCUUGGUCUAACCCGUGUUGGAAGUCGCAGAGUUGUUCAAAUUUCAGCUGGUUUUAUGAUAUUUUUCUCUACUUUAGGAAAGUUUGGAGCUGUGUUUGCAUCCAUUCCCUUCCCGAUAUUUGCUGCAAUAUAUUGUGUUGUGUUUGGCCUUGUUGCUGCAGUUGGCAUAUCAUUUCUUCAGUUCACAAACAUGAACUCUAUGAGAAACCUUAUUAUCACCGGGCUCACACUGUUCCUCGGAAUAUCCGUCCCUCAUUUUUUCAAUCAAUAUUGGACCAGUUCACACCACGGUCCUGUUCAUACUAAUGCUGGAUGGUUCAAUGCUUUCUUGAACACCAUAUUCUCGUCGCCGGCAACGGUAGGUUUGAUCGUGGCAGUGUUCCUUGACAACACUCUUGAGGUUGAGAGGUCGAAGAAGGACCGAGGAAUGCCGUGGUGGGUGAAGUUUAGAACAUUUAGAGGUGACAACAGAAACGAAGAAUUCUAUACUUUGCCUUUUAAUCUCAACAGGUUCUUCCCUCCUACAUGAUGGAAAAUGAGAACCAGCCAAGGUAGUUUAGGUUUUCUUUGAGUUGCACAUUCCAGAAUUCGUUAUGACUAACAAAUGCUGUUCUUCCUUUAUCAACACCCGAUUUUUUUGUUGACCAUCUAAAACCUUGGUCCAGCAGAGGAUUGUAAAGCAUUUGGGACUAUGCUGUGUAGAUUCAAUAAAGUAAACUUUUCUCA
Vigna angularis (adzuki bean) is the source of this 1974-nucleotide messenger RNA. RefSeq names its product nucleobase-ascorbate transporter 1. The coding region runs from base 131 to 1777 and encodes 548 amino acids. The record is from RefSeq and is a predicted model, not a curated record. Gene Ontology annotation, molecular function: transmembrane transporter activity. NCBI's taxonomy places the organism in Eukaryota, Viridiplantae, Streptophyta, Magnoliopsida, Fabales, Fabaceae. Gene Ontology annotation, cellular component: membrane. The transcript is spliced from 13 exons. Gene Ontology annotation, biological process: transmembrane transport.